This is a messenger RNA of Cyclopterus lumpus (lumpfish), 1878 nucleotides long. RefSeq names its product rhotekin-like. NCBI's taxonomy places the organism in Eukaryota, Metazoa, Chordata, Actinopteri, Perciformes, Cyclopteridae. Gene Ontology annotation, cellular component: actomyosin contractile ring. The record is from RefSeq and is a predicted model, not a curated record. The transcript is spliced from 13 exons. Gene Ontology annotation, biological process: septin ring organization; signal transduction; mitotic cytokinesis. The coding region runs from base 1 to 1362 and encodes 453 amino acids.
AUGAGCGAUAACACCCAGGACGAAGAGGUGCUAAAGCAGAUUGAGAGGGAGGUGCGAAUGCGGGAGGGGGCCAGCAAGCUCCUGGCAGCUUGCUCCAGGAGAGAGCAGGCCCUGGAGGCCUCCAAGAGCCUGCUCACCUGCACGGCCCGCAUCCUGGCCCUGCUCAGCCAACUCCAGAAGAUGAGGAACGCUCAGGUCCUCCAGAGAGUGGGACGCAGGCCAUCUGAAGAUGUUGUGCCAUGUUUGGGAAGAAUAUCCCUCUCAGACCUGCGAAUCCCUCUGAUGUGGAAAGACUCAGAGUACUUCAAAAACAAAGGAGAGCUGCAGCGGUGCGCCGUGUUCUGCCUGCUCCAGUGUGGCACAGAGAUCCAUGACACUGAUCUGGUGAUGGUGGACAGGACCUUAACUGACAUUUGUUUUGAAGGCACCACCAUAUUCACGGAGGUCGGUCCGAGCUUCCAGCUGCGCGUGGAGCUGUACAGCAGCUGCGCGGCGGAGGAGUUCUCCCCGGGUGCUCUAGGACCCAGGAGAGUGAGCUGCCUGGGGGGCUCAGUGGGAUGCUCCUCUGGGAAAAAGAUCCGCGCUGCAUUCGAGUUCGCAGCUGUUUGUGGCUCCAGUGGAGGAAAUGCGGCACCUGGAAGUGCGUCGCCCCCUUUAUCUCCGGACCUGUCAGCACUGGGGCCCAAGUAUAACCUGCUGGCUCACACCACACUGAGAAUCGAACACGUCCGGGAAGGUUUCAAGACGCACGAUUGGUCUCUAGCAGCAACAGAGGAUAAUCCAUUCUGGUUGCCUCUGUAUGGCAAUAUGUGCUGCCGCCUAGUAGCUCAGCCCCUGUGCAUGAUGCAUCCCAUCAUAAGUGGCCGGUUCGAGGUUAAGCUCGCAGACGACCUUAAUCGCUGUGAAAAUGUCUACGGCGUCCUCAGGGGCCAAAGUCUUCUCUGCUAUCAGAAUCAAGAAGACCAAGAGUCUGAGGAUGAGCCGUUACUCGUCGUGCCCAUCCAAAAGGAUACCGUCUGCAUGUCAGAGAGCGAUCUGGUCCAUUGCCAAAUUAUAAAUAUCAGCACAAGGCGUCAAGGAGAGGAUGUGACCUAUUUGCUGAGCAUGCAUGCACAUGAAGACAUGCAGCGAUGGGCCGAUGCCAUCAGUCAACACGUCUACAACAUGAGCCAGUGGAAGCAGUGUUGUGAUCAACUCAUGAAGAUUGAAUCGCAGAGCUCCAAGAAAGUCAUUCCAGUGAAGCAGGGAUCGCUUUACCAUGAAAUAGUAACACCCUCCUCUCCCGGAGAGGGUCUUGUGGUUCCGGAUUUAUCCGUCGAGAUCCGCACUUUGCUCUCUUCAUACUACAAGGAAAGUUAUUGAUGACCCUUCCAAAGUCGCAGUGGAGGAGCGAUUUUAUUCGUCCGUGGUCUAGGAAACGGACGGAUGGGGCAUGAAAAAUGGUUUCAAAAUCUGCAGGGAACAAGCUUACUGUUUAUGUCAGAUUGUUUUCUUUCAUUAUUUCUGUUUACCCGCCAAUAUUCAUGAAUAGAAAAUGAGAAGUAUUAAAAAGUGUGUCUGAAAUAGCAAGCCCCAAAAACUGACUGUAAAUGCAGAAAAGCCUUUACUGGACCAUCGUCUAGCAACGCUGUCGAUUUUGUUCACGUAAAGAGAGACCUACGAAUAAUUCAGUUGACCAUAAAUCAGUUCUGAACCAAACAACCUGCUUUCUCUCUGAUAAUUGAGCAGUCAUGUCGGGACAAGCGCUGUAGCCACGCAUCAAUACGAGUAUUUCAUGAUUUCAGUUGGAGUUUGCUCACACCAAUAUCACUAUAAAAAAAUAAAUUAUGAACAAUUAAACUGGUGUCUUCUUUCAUAAACAGGCUUGCGUAUUGAACC